GGUCUGUUUGGUUUCACUUCCGCAUCCCGCUACUGUACGUGCAUGUAGCUUGUUAGCCUUUGUGUGUCACCCUGAGGAGACUUACAAACUAUUUUUGCACACAAAACAGCGUCGCGUAAAAUUUUCCCCGCGUUUGCAAACUAAUUCUGCUCAGGUUUUGCUUCACUUUGUUGCCCAAAGCGAUGCGUCAAAUCAGGAAGCGCUGUUAGCACGAAGCUAGUUUUCCUAACUCAGAAAGCUGCUUAAACUGCUUAACGUUUUGUUCCUGAACACCACCAGGAGAUCCAAUGAAGGUACAGAAUUGUCUUUGGGGCUUGGUCCUCUUGUUGAUGCUCUGUGGAUGUGUUUCCAGCACAGAUAAGGUUCCCACAGCUAAAACUCCCACAGAAAAAUCUCCCACAGAAAAAUGUAAACUCACACCUGAAACUAAAUCGGAGCGUAAAAUCCUCGAUCUACUGGCACCUCUCCUCAACAAAAACUUUACUGUGCAGAAGCAGGAGGGCGAGGACAGCUACACGUAUGUUUUUCAGUUAUGUGGAGAUGCAAAUGGUGUUGCAGGAGCUGGAGUUGUUCAAAUUAAUGACAAGACAAAGGAGCAAACAGUUGUUGGAUUAUAUAACUCAACAAAGGCCAUUGGAGGAACUUACUGGGUGAUGUUGAUCUAUGAAAAUGGACAGAAAUAUGGCUCCCACUGCCAAGGAGCAAAUAGAAAGGCCAUAAUUAUGGUUUCCUGCGACAAAUCGAUAAACGUGGGCCCGCUGCAAGUCGUUUUGGAGGACAGGGAAGGAAACGACUGCUUCUACCUCUUUGAAAUGAGCGACAGUGCUGUGUGUCCCGUCGUCCAGUCACAACUCAGUGCUGGCUCUAUAUUACUCAUUGUGGCGGUCUGUCUGGUUGGUGUAUACCUAAUAGUAGGUUUUCUUUAUCAAAGACUUGUCGUUGGAGCCAAAGGGAUGGACCAAAUUCCACAUUAUCCUUUCUGGGCAGAGUUUGGUAACCUAGCAGCGGAUGGAUGUGACUUGGUUUGUCGCUCUAAAAACCGCGAGGAGCCAAACAUGUACAGAGGAGUGGCCUCAGAGCCGGCGGAGGAGGAGCCAGAGGAGCGGGACGACCACCUUCUACCAAUGUGACCUCACUCUGACAGAGACUUUUACUGUGUGAUUGAUGUUUACUCUCCGCAGGUUAGACAAACUGAACUCUUGUGUAUAAGUCUGUUUAUUUGUGUUGAUUUAGGACCUAAAGUGUUGUGACUAAAGAGGAUACAUUACUCAGAUGGCGGCACAUGUGGCUUUUGGUCUAGUUUGAUGUGGACUUGGUGGAUUUUCACAUGCACAUUCAUAACAUUAAAAUGAUGAUUGAACCAGGCAGAAACAAAACUAAACUGGACUCGAUCAGGACUAAACUAGGACUUUAACAAGACCAAACAGGACUGAACUGGGCUCAAACAAAGACAAGUGUGAAAGCUCCCUUAUGUUGGUUCUGUUCUAGUCCUGGUUUAGUUCAAUAGUUUAGCCUGAGUUAUAUUCCGAGUUACGUUCUGAGUUACUUUCUGAGUUAAGUUCCAAGUUUAGUCACAGUUUUUUGUUCAUGUGGUGUAUGUGCAUGUGUGAACGCAGCCUAAUACUGUUUGUUUUUUUGUUUUUUUUUAAAGUUAGCUCUCCAACCAAUGAGUGAUUCUACAGAAAAUGUGACCGUCUAAAUGGAGCUGAAUAAGUAAAAAACAUUGUGUAACUUUGCUUUUCUUUAGUAAAUGAUCUGUAAACAUUUCUUUUACAAAUGUCUUGUUUUGAGCACUGAUGUUAUGGGAUUGGGUAACACAAAAAUCAUUUGUAUUUUUUUUUUUUUUUUAUGGGUCACUGUUUUGUAAAUGACAAAACACACUGAUACUGCGCUUACAACUCCAAAGAGUUUAAACUGAAUGUAAUAUCAAUAUAUGUAUAUUUGUACACUCAGUCUGUUGUGAAAGAGCACUUAAAUUGAUUAGUAAAAGGAUGUGUUGUGACUCAGCAGUUUGAAUUUUAAAUAUUAAUAUGGAAAAUGUGUGUAAACUGAAAGGGAUUUAUAGAAGGUCAUCCAUGUUUUAAUAUUAUAAGGGCAAUAUUAUACUCCAGACUUUUUUAGCUUGGCAACAAAAGUACUUGAUCUUAAGUUAAUUUGUGUUUGCUUUUGCUUUCUCAGAUUUGCGUUUGGAAUUUACACAUACUAUUAUUAAUGAUUUUACAGACUUGGUAGAUAGACACCUAAGUGCACUCAUUUGCAGAGUGAAUGUAUGAAAUGGAUUUUAAUAAAACUGUAAAAUAAACGUUAGACGAUUAGUGAAACAUA
Messenger RNA from Boleophthalmus pectinirostris (great blue-spotted mudskipper), 2325 nucleotides. RefSeq names its product mannose-6-phosphate receptor (cation dependent) (gene m6pr). Gene Ontology annotation, cellular component: endosome; trans-Golgi network; Golgi apparatus. Bases 288 to 1130 code for a protein of 280 amino acids. Lineage: Eukaryota; Metazoa; Chordata; Actinopteri; Gobiiformes; Gobiidae. The transcript is spliced from 7 exons. Gene Ontology annotation, biological process: protein targeting to lysosome. Gene Ontology annotation, molecular function: protein domain specific binding. The record is from RefSeq and is a predicted model, not a curated record.